Molecule: messenger RNA, 792 nt
Organism: Paramuricea clavata
Lineage: Eukaryota; Metazoa; Cnidaria; Anthozoa; Malacalcyonacea; Plexauridae
Source: the annotation of a GenBank genome assembly
AUGCUAGAGAUCGUGACAAAAGCUUUGGCGAAAGUAGGAAUUAAAACAAAGACUACGCCCGUCGGUCCUUCUAUUAAUUUCCAAAUACCAUCCCACGAAAAGUCGUUCAAGUAUAUCGACAUCGAUUUGGUCUUAUACAUCAAGCAGAAUGAUUGGCCAAAGAGUGCUGAUCCAAAAAUAGACCCCACAUUGAAGGCAGUGGGUGUUGGACUUGUCGCAAAAGUACUCGAACCACCUCAAGACAGCAGACUUUGGCAAAUUUCAUUCUCCGCUGCGGAAAUAAAGCUUUUCCAAGGCAUCGACGCAGAUGGAGGAUCCCGAAAGAAGUUGUUGAAAAUCGCGAAGUACUUGAAGAUAGCUAGCAAGUGGCCUGAAAACAUCGCCUCGUAUCACUUGAAAACCGAGAUAAUGAAGAUGAACCGCGACCAUCCAAACAAAGAUGAUUGGACCGACUCCAAACUCGUUCCUCGCUUUAACGAAUUGAUCUUAAAUUUCCUUAAAUCACUUGAAGCAGGCAAACUAACAAGUUUUUUCAUUCCUAGCUUUAAUCUGUUUCAAGGUAAAGAUCUUGGUACGGCCAUCAAAAGAGUGAAGAAUUUGAUCAGUGCAAUCGAGACCAAGCCUGAUUCAUGUUUACCACCAGCGAAAGCGCCCUGUGCUCCUUCUGAUGCUCCGUCCAAGAAGAUACCUUUCGUUGUAACUAACAAGAUACCUACCACUGAAAAUAAGAAGAAGUUACCUUCCAUUGGAAAAAACAAGCCACUGAUAAAAAAAUUAAGAUUACAUCGUUAA